AUGGUUAUGCAUACAGGAUGUCCUGUGGUGGACAACUUGUUAGAGCUGUUGAAGAACGUUAAGCUCGCCAACAUCGCAGACGACUUCCGCUGCAGGGGACAGGCAGUAUCGUCAAGACAACAACAACCAGACGGCAGCCCGACAACAGCCGAGACCCCCGUGUCCGUGCCGUGUGACUACUGCUCUCCAGGGGACACUAGCGAGGCAGGGAAAGGGGAACCUGGGGCUGGAGUGGUGGUAGAGGUAGCGGUCAAGACGUGUCUGAAAUGCGAGGUGUCCAUGUGUCAGGAGCACGUGAAGCCCCACCUGGAGCUGCCUGCGUUUAGGGAGCACCCCCUGACUGAACCCCUGGGGGACCUGAGGAAGAGGAAGUGUCCCGAACACGAUGAGAUGUACCGCUACUACUGCAUGGACGACCGGGUGUGUGUCUGCAACGCCUGUACCAUUGAGGGGGGCCACGCCGGACACACCAUCAAGACCCUGAAGAACACUAUGAAAGAUCUGAAGGGCUCUCUGGAGAACCAGCUACAGAAGGUGGACAGGAAGCUGAACAAAGCAGAGAAAAAUCUCCAGAAGCAGAAAGAACAAGAACGACUGAACAAGAGGUUCCUGGAGGACUCAGACCAGCGGGUCACAGCCUUGGGGGAGGUGUUACAGGUCCACCUGGAGGGCUUCCUCACCUCCCUCAGGGAAUGUUCCUGCUCCCACGGGGUCAAGUGUGGCCCUAGCAUCCAGCGGAACAUAGCCAAGGCGGUCCAGGACCAGUCCCGUCUGCAGGAUGUCCACAGUGGCAUCCAGACCCUCGCCCAGGAGAACGACCCCUUCCGCUUCCUGGAGGCGUACAAGUCAUCAAGCAAAAAUUUCUGCAGGCAGUUGAAGAAGCCUCUGUUCCACCCAGAAUGCGCUUGCGUGGACUCAGACGGCCUGGCCGAGUCCAUGGAGGCUAAACAGGAAGACUUCCUCACUGAAGUACACUCUCACGUCUCUCACCUCAUCAACGAGCUCUGUCCCGUAGUCCGGGAAGAGGAGGACAACGGAGGAGAGGAGGAGGACGAAGAUGAUGACGAAAGCAGUGAUGGAGAUGAGCAAGAAGAAGCUGAGGAGGAGAUGAGGAGUGAGGAAGAGGAGGCUGUACACGACCAGAGUGAGUCAGCAGACGAACUUUACAGUCCCGAAGGGCAGGAAGACAAGGAGGAAGAAGAAGAGGAGGAAGAAGAGGAGAUUCAUUCAGACUGAUGAAAUUACUUCCAUUUAAGUCUGAUUUUCAGUCAAAAGGUCAUGCAUUGAUGUCAGUGGGAGAAUGUGUGAAAAGGAUACUUUGGAUUUUUCCAUCAAUUACCAAAAUGACCAUUUUGGGAAACCUUUUAAAUAUUAUACAUCAAUCUUUAGAAGAUGAGCUGUUUGAGUGCAUAUGGCACCCUAUUUCUUAUAUAGUGCACUACUUUCGACCAGGGCCCUAUAUAGGCAAUAGGGUGUCAUUUGGAACGUAGACAAUUUUUGUUGUUGUUCAAGAUUAUACUGUAAUAACUAAACACUUGAAACUGGGCUUCUCAUUCUAACCUCAUACGUUUUUUGUUGUUGACUAAAGCACUUUGUGCCCAACCUCUCUUUUGUAGACCUGGGUUCAAAUAGUAUUUGAUUUAUUAAUAUUAUUAUAAUUUUUUUCAAAUACUUUUCUGCGUUUGCUUUGUAAUGUAAUAUAGUUUUGGAUCUAUUCUAUUGCUUCCAUUAAGCCAGGCAAGCUUGAUCAAGCACUGCUAGAAGUAUUUGUAAUAAUUUCACCUAGUAUUUGAACCCAGGUGAACCCAGGUAUUAUACAUCCAGGGAAAGCCACAUCUUAAGUAUUUAUUUUGAUUCUCAGGAAGAUGUAUUAUAAGGUGUUUAUUAUUUGAUGGCACUUUGAUAAAUAAUUAUACAUAAUAUAAAUAAUUGAAAGGUAUUGCACUGACCACUUGCAGAAAUGUAUGUCUUCAUAAACUACAAUGGGCUACCUGACUAAUUAUACACCAUUAGUGCAUUUAGUUAGCAUGGUCCCAGAUCUGUUUGUGCUGUCUUGCCAGCUCCAAUAUGAAUGACCAUCAGAGUUGGCAAGACAGCAGAAAUGGAUCUGGGACCAGGCUAGCAUUUAGGUGUUGAUGUGUAACCAGACAAAUGUGAGUGCAUAUCCUGACUUAAUUCUGUUUGAUGUGAAUUUUAUACCAAUGAAAGUUAGAUGAUAGAAGACUUGUGGGUGUGUUUUUCAAAAGCUGUUUGAAAUUUAUGUAAAAGUUGGUGAGCUAUAUGUUUAUCAGUCUAUCGUUUAAUAAUUAAUUGUUCUUAUGGUAUUAUGUUUCAUCAGUUGCAUACCUGGGUUGUAUUCAUUAGGCACCAAAUGGGGGGGGGAACAGACUGAAACAGAGAGAGAUCUACCAGCACUGGUCCUAUAAGUAGCCCUUGUUGUCCUUUUCCGUUUGGAAACGGUGUGCACUAAUGAACACAACCCAUGUCUCAUGACUUGUAGUUCUGAGAAAUAUUUGAAGGCCUACUUCUAGUGGUUGUAGCAAUAGAUAACUUGUUACUUUAGACAUGUUUUGUAUCGUUAUCAAUUUGCACAGUUCUGCAAAGAACAUAGUGAAAAAUUGCUUUUUUUGUCCUGCAAGGGAUUUAAAAAAAUGUGAUCUGAAAAAUCUAUAAUAUUUUGGGGGAUUUUCAUACUGGUGAUUCUGAAUGUGAAAUUGUCAUUCUAUCCAGCCAAUAAACUCAGCAUGAAUGUUAUUAUAAUAGCACAUUGCAUUCAUAUAACAUUUCAGUGGCUUCUUUCAGACCCCCACAUUCUUUUACAUUAUUAAUUAUUUUCCUCUUUUCACUUUUAUGAAUUCUUGAAACUAUAAUUCCAAGAAAUGUCUAAUAUGUCAGCCUGGCCUCAAAGAUGUAACAUAGUAAAUGCAAAUCUGUGACACAAAAGGUUAAAUUAAAAAAUAAUACCCAUUAAACCUAGCGGUUAAACA
Messenger RNA from Salvelinus fontinalis (brook trout), 2987 nucleotides. Its product is annotated as E3 ubiquitin/ISG15 ligase TRIM25-like. The record is from RefSeq and is a predicted model, not a curated record. The transcript is spliced from 9 exons. Gene Ontology annotation, molecular function: zinc ion binding. NCBI's taxonomy places the organism in Eukaryota, Metazoa, Chordata, Actinopteri, Salmoniformes, Salmonidae. Bases 1 to 1236 code for a protein of 411 amino acids.